AUGUCAUUUCUCGGCGGGCCAGAAUGCUCAACAGCGGGGAAUCCCCUGACUCAGUUUACGAAGCAUGUUCAGGAUGAUAAGUCGCUGCAACGGGACAGACUCGUUGGACGGGGUCCCGGCGGUCUACAGGAAGGUAUGCGAUCAAGGAGUAUGAUGGGAGGUCAGGAUAAGAUGAUGGAUGAGUUUCUACAACAAGGAGACCAGAUGCCGCAAGGUCCCGCACAACCCUUUGCAAUGGAGCAAAUGAGACGUGAACUAGAAAAUUUCCAAACAGCGCCGCAGAGAACCGGCUCGCCUGGCUGGGCUGCAGAGUUCGAUCCUGGUGAACAGGCAAGAAUGGAAGCCGCCUUUAAGCCCGCUAUUGCUAGACAUUUCCCAGGACCUGAGUUUUCUUCUGCGGAUUUUGUUCGUUUUCAACAACAAAACCGAAACGGCAUGCAGGUUACGUCUGGUCCCGCUACGUCACAUACACCGAUGAUGAGCGCAUACCAACCACAGAUGAUGGGAUUUGGCGGGAUGAACCCGGGAUACGUGGGUAUGAUGGGCCCGCCAUAUCCUAUGGGAAUGCAGCAUCAUCCCCAUCCACCACAGCAAUCCACGCAAGACGAUAAGGGGAAAGGGAGGAUGAUAGAGUUGGACGACCAAAACUGGGAGGCCCAGUUUGCGGAGAUAGCCGCAUCGGGACAGAAGGAUGAGGAUGCAGAGGCAAAUGCCGCGAUUGAGGCAGAGUUGGAUGAGGUCGAUAGGUCAGUCCACACCGAGGCUGAUGAAUUUCGACGCUUUGAGCGUAUAUGGAAAGGCAUACAGGCUGAGACUGCAGCACAUAGGCAAAUGGCUGAUGAGGACCUAAGUUUUGAUCCCAUGCAUUUGGGUGAAUUCGGCGAAUGGGAUCACUUUGAUGGCGAUCUUAACGUGCGCAUCCGAGACCCUCAGAUGGGCGAUUAUCUCUUUGAAGAGGAGAACCCCUUUAAAUCUGCCAAUAACCCGUUCGAAGAAGGUAUUCGCAUUAUGAAAGACGGUGGUAAUCUCUCCCUCGCCGCCCUUGCAUUCGAAGCUGCAGUGCAAAAAGAUCCCAAACAUAUCAAAGCAUGGACACUGCUUGGCUCUGCCCAGGCGCAGAAUGAAAAGGAAAGUCCCGCCAUCCGCGCAUUAGAACAAGCCUUGAAACUUGAUCCCAAUAACCUAGAUGCCCUUAUGGGCCUUGCUGUCUCAUAUACGAACGAAGGUUACGAUUCGACCGCCUACCGCACCCUCGAACGGUGGCUGUCGGUCAAGUAUCCUCAACUCGUCGACCCAAAUUCACUCUCGGCAGACACCGACCUCAGCUUUACAGAUCGGCACAUUCUACACGAAAGAGUAACUGAUCUCUUCAUCCAGGCUGCACAGCUCUCUCCUCAGGGUGAGCACAUGGACCCAGAUGUUCAAGUUGGCCUAGGCGUGCUUUUCUACGGCGCGGAAGAAUACCAUAAAGCUGUCGACUGCUUCAGCGCUGCCCUUGCAUCGACCGAAUCCGGCAGCUCAAACCAGUCGGAUCAGGUGCAUCUUCUUUGGAACCGUCUCGGGGCCACCCUUGCCAACUCGGGCCGGUCUGAAGAGGCUAUUGAAGCUUACGAGAAAGCUCUCACCAUUAACCCCAACUUUGUUCGUGCUAGAUACAAUCUGGGCGUCUCGUGUAUUAACAUCGGUUGCUUCCCAGAGGCUGUACAGCAUCUGCUGGGUGCUCUGUCGAUGCACAAAGUAGUGGAAGAAGAAGGACGAGAACGGGCCAGAGACAUUGUUGGUGAUUCUAUUGACGAUGCGCAGUUGGAGCAUAUGAUUCAUAUUUCACAGAAUCAGAGCACGAAUUUGUAUGAUACCCUGCGACGGGUGUUUAGCCAGAUGGGACGGCGGGAUCUCAGUGACCUGGUGGUUAGCGGGAUGGAUGUUUCGGUUUUCAGAUCGGAGAACCCAUCCCUUCUAUCCUUUACGAUUAUACAAAAGGGUUUACCGUAUUCGAGGGAGGUGCACACGUGCGAGAAGAGUCAACUUGCAGUUUCAGAAGACAUGCCCCCUUUAACCGGGGCCCAAAUCGUGGCCCGCUCCCUCUACGACUUGGGAGUCAGCGUCAUUUUUGGAAUUGUCGGCAUCCCCGUCGUAGAAAUCGCAGAGGAAGCUAUUAAUCUGGGAAUUCGGUUUAUCGCAUUUAGAAACGAGCAAGCCUGUAGCUAUGCGGCAAGCGUGUUUGGAUACAUGUCAGGCAAACCGGGUGUCUGUUUGGUUGUGGGUGGACCGGGGGUUUUACAUGCAAUGGCUGGGAUUGGAAAUUCCACCGUGAACACAUUCCCAUUACUUGUCCUCGCCGGUUCGGCAGAAACGCACAUGGUGACUAAGGGUGGAUUCCAAGAGAUGGACGCCAUCACCCUCCUUACUCCUCACACAAAGCUCGCCAUACGGCCCUUUUCACCGGAAUCAGUGACUAAUGCGAUUCGAAAUGCAUAUAGAACAUGCUGGUAUGGAAGACCGGGGACGAGCUUCAUCGACCUGCCCGCGGACUUGAUUCAAGGCAAAGCCCCAGAGGGAUUCUCGCUACCACCGCGAGAGCGUAUCGUUGUCCCAUCUCCACCUAAGCCCAGCGGCGAUCCAGUGGUUAUAUCGAAAGUGGCACGACUUCUAAAGUCCGCACGCGCCCCGCUUGUCGUCGUUGGGAAAGGUUCCGCAUAUGCGCGAGCAGAAUCAUCAAUCCUUGAAUUCGUGGAGAAAACUGGGAUUCCUUUCCUGCCAACUCCUAUGGGCAAGGGAGUGAUACCAGACUCUCACCCUCUCAACACAUCGAGUGCACGAAGCGCGGCCCUGAAAAAUGCAGACGUCGUUAUCCUACUUGGGGCUCGCCUCAAUUGGAUUCUCCACUUUGGCGAAACGCCCCGCUGGUCACGCUCCGUUAAGUUUAUUCAGGUAGAUAUCAACGUGGAGGAGAUUGGGAGGAAUGCGGGAGAUGCGGAGCUGGGAAUAGUGGGCGAUAUAAGCUUGGUGAUCCAGCAACUUCUUUCCUCCCUAUCGAAUUGGAAGUACAAGCCUUCCUCCCCCACGUCUCCAAAUUCCUACCCGUCCAUCCUCGCUGCCUCUGCCUCAAAGAACGAAAAUGCCUCACAAGAGAAGGCUCUCCUACCCACCAAACCCAACGGUUUCUUGACUUAUCAGCGUUCCUAUCAUAUUAUAAAAACUGUUCUAAAUACCCUCUCGCCACCCGAACAAGGAAACAUAGUCUACGUCUCUGAGGGUGCUAAUACAAUGGAUAUCUCCCGCUCCUCAUUCCCGCUUGAACAACCACGGCAACGCCUUGAUGCCGGGACAUACGCUACCAUGGGAGUCGGCUUGGGCUACAUCGUCGCAGCGCAUGCCGCUUACAACCUGCCGUCAUCGCCAGGAGAGAAAAUUCCCCCAAAGCAGAAGAAGAUCGUGGCGUUGGAAGGGGAUAGCGCAUUCGGAUUUAGUGCGAUGGAAGUUGAAACGCUGGCGCGUCAUCGUAUCCCGGCGCUGAUCUUCGUCAUGAACAAUUCGGGCAUUUACCAUGGUGAUACGCAGACGAAGGACGAGUGGAAGACUCUACAGGAUGAGACACUUACAUCUACGAAUGUGGCGAAGGGCGGUUUGCGAUCGACGAGUCUGCUGUACGAGACCCGCUAUGAGCAUCUGGCGGCGAUGUGUGGGGGCCGGGGAUACUUUGUGCGGACGGAGGAGGAGCUGGAGAAGGCGACGAGGGAAGGGUUUUUGGAGGGUGAGAGGGUGACUAUUGUCAAUGUGAUUGUGGAGCCGGGGAUUGGGCAGUCGAUACAGUUUGGGUGGCAGGUGGCUAAGGAGAAGGGGACGGAGGCGAAAUUGUGA
This is a messenger RNA of Paracoccidioides brasiliensis Pb18, 3861 nucleotides long. RefSeq lists its product as uncharacterized. Gene Ontology annotation, cellular component: peroxisome. Gene Ontology annotation, biological process: fatty acid alpha-oxidation. The transcript has 5 exons. Bases 1 to 3861 code for a protein of 1286 amino acids. The record is from RefSeq and is a predicted model, not a curated record. Gene Ontology annotation, molecular function: catalytic activity; thiamine pyrophosphate binding; protein binding.